Messenger RNA from Uloborus diversus, 1743 nucleotides. RefSeq lists its product as uncharacterized. The coding region runs from base 1 to 1743 and encodes 580 amino acids. The transcript has a single exon. The record is from RefSeq and is a predicted model, not a curated record. NCBI's taxonomy places the organism in Eukaryota, Metazoa, Arthropoda, Arachnida, Araneae, Uloboridae.
AUGCCGACUCCAUACGAGAAAGAAAUGGAACAUUUACGUUCACUUCUAGCUGAAGUUGAAUCUGAUGAAGAGUCGAUAGAUGAAGAAAAUGCAGUUGAUAAUUUUUUGGAAGAACAUUUUUCAGAUCAUGAAAAUUUCAGCGAGCAUGACACGGAAUCCGAAGAGGAUGGUGAUUCAGAAAAUGAAGAACUAAAUAAUUCGGAAUGGUUUUUCGCAAAAGAUGGUGUAAAGUGGAAGAAAACUAAAUUUAGGCAGAAUGUUCGAACUCGCUGUUUUAAUAUUGUAUCGCACUUACCUGGAACUAAAGGACUAGCGAAAAAUGUGACAAACCCAUUGAACAGUUGGGAGUUAUACAUCGACGAUAGUAUGAUACAAAUAAUUGUGGAGUGUACAAACAUAUUUAUCGAGAAAUGCGCACCAAAUUUUUCUCGUGAUAGAGAUGCACGUAAAACGGAUGCUCUCGAAAUUCGUGCUUUGUUAGGUUUAUUAUAUAUGUGUGGUUUACACAAAACUUCACGACUGAAUGUGCGGGAUUUAUGGGCAACUGACGGAACAGGUGUCAGCAUUUUCCGUACAACAAUGUCGUACAAACGUUUUUUGUUUCUACUACGUUGUAUGAGAUUCGAUAAUAUACAUGAUAGAAAGCAGAGGCAGUUGUAUGACAAACUCGCAGCCAUAAGAGACUUUUUUCAAUCAUUUGUUACAAACUGUCAAAAGUACUACACUUUGGGAGAAUACGUGACAAUUGAUAAAAAAUUGGAGCCUUUUCGUGGUCGUUGUGGAUUUCGCCAGUACAUGCCUAAAAAACCUGCAAAAUAUGGCAUAAAAAUCUUUGCUUUGGUGGAUGCACGGACAUUUUACACCAGUAAUAUGGAAGUGUAUGUUGGUUGCCAGCCAGAUGGACCCUACAAAGUGUCAAAUUCUCCAGAUGAUGUUGUGAAGCAUUUCAUGAAACCUUUGUACAAAUCCGGCAGAAAUCUAACUACAGAUAACUGGUACACCAGUUAUAAACUUGCUAAGGAUUUACUUAGCGAAAAGAUUACGCUGGUGGGAACAAUGAGAAAAGAUAAAAGACAAAUACCUGUUGACUUUAAAAUGUGUAAAGGAAGAGAAAUACAUUCUUCCAUCUUUGGCUUUCAGCAAGAUGCUACUUUAGUGUCUUAUGUUCCGAAAAAAAGUAAAUGCGUAAUUUUGCUUUCGACAAUGCAUAAUGAUGAUGCAAUUGACAUAGACACCGGAGAUGCUAAGAAACCAGAAAACAUCACGUUUUACAACUGCACAAAAGCAGCUGUCGAUGUUGUAGAUGAAAUGGCUGCAAACUACUCAACUGCUCGCAAAACAAAUAGAUGGCCACUAGUGAUUUUUUAUUCAAUUUUGAAUGUUGCUGCUAUUAAUGCCAGGAUUGCUUUGCUGUCAAAUAAGGAUCCGCCUAUUCUGUAUCAAAAGAGACGACGUUUUAUUAAGGAUUUAGCAUUAUCUCUCAUUAAUGAUUACACCAAUAAAAGAAUGGAUAAUCCGAAUUUGUCCCAUGAAUUAAGAGAACAUCUACAAAACUCUUGUCGCCCUGAAUCUGAAGAACCUCCAAAAAAGAAACUAAAAGUUGCCUCAAAAGGAAGAUGCAUAUUUUGUCCAAGAAAUAAGGACAUAAAAACUACGGGAGCCUGCAAUCUGUGUGCAAAUUUUGUUUGCAAGGAACACCUUUUUAGUGUAUGUAAUUGUUGUCUCCAGAAAAGCAAAGAAUAA